AUGAAAGCCCAGCGGGAGAGGCUGAGGAUUCCUGGGUUAACGCUAGAUUGCAGAACAAGCAACAGAAAAAGUCUCAUAGGAAGUGGUCAGUCAUCAGGUUUACCACGACCUCAUUCGCCGCUCUCUACUCUCACUGAUGAAAUUAACUGGCCUGACGGAGAAGAAGCACCACCUCAUGAUUCCCAGGAGCUCAUCACAUUGCUGCUAAGACAGAGUCCGCUUGAAAGACUUGGUACAGCGGGAAACUCAUCUCAGAGCAGUUCACCGAGUUCCAGUGCUCCGAACUCGCCUGCAGGUUCAGGGAACAUUCGUCCUAGUACUCUGCAUGGCCUGGGCCUUGGACCACGACUUCGCCAGGGUCGCCGGAAAUCUGCUGGUAGCAUCCCCCUGUCUCCUCUGGCCCGCACACCUUCUCCAACCCCUCAACCCACUUCCCCACAGCGCUCUCCUUCCCCUCUCCUGAGCGGACAUUCAGUCACAAUUUCAAAGACGCCACAGUCAUUCCCAACCAAGAUUCACUCCCCUCCAACUAUUGUCCGCCACAUCGUGCGCCCUAAAAGUGCUGAGCCUCCUCGCUCACCUCUCUUAAAGCGAGUGCAGUCAGAGGAGAAGUUGUCGCCCUCUUACACUGGAGACAAGAAGCACCUGUGUCCCAGAAAGCACAGUCUGGAAGUGACUCAGGAGGAGGUGCACGGGGAAGAACUGGGAGAGCAGCACAAUGUGGAUGAAACAAAUGAGCCGGUGUCUGUCCCCCGCAUUCGUCCUGUCGAACAGGGAUGCUUGAAAAGACCAGUGUCUCGGAAGAAUACCUCUGCAAAGUGUCCAGAGGUGACAAUACACAAUACAUCCCCAGUGUCGGACUGCAAACCGGAUUGCAAACCGGACUUCAAACCGGACUCCAUCGGGACCCCAGUGACCAAGCAGAAAAGUCAACCUCCAGAGAACCGUCAUCUUGCUGUUGGAAAAGCAGUCGAAGCUCAGAACUCUCUUCAUCCUGCCGUGGAAGGGAAAACCGUCCCGAACGUCAAACACAAAUCUGCGUCAAAAGAGGUCCGGCCAACGACGCCUCGUGUUCUCCCAGAGUCCAAACCCAGAGAAUCCCCCCGGGGCAGCGAGGGCAAAGCGGAGCCCAUGGUGAGGCUCAUACCCUGUCCCCCGCAAAACGAAGCCAAGCCGAAAGAGACGCAGGCGGCUUCUGUCAAGGAACAGGUGGACGCUAAACCAAAAUCAAAACGCCUGGGCCACAUCUAUGAGGCGCACAACAUCUAUGAGGCGCACAACAUGUAUGAGGCGCACAACAUGUAUGAGGCGCACAACAUCCAUGAGGCGCACAACAUGUAUGAGGCGCACAACAUCUAUGAGGCGCACAACAUGUAUGAGGCGCACAACAUGUAUGAGGCGCACAACAUCCAUGAGGCGCACAACAUCUAUGAGGCGCACAACAUCCAUGAGGCACACAACAUCUAUGAGGCGCACAACAUGUAUGAGGCACACAACAUCUAUGAGGCGCACAACAUGUAUGAGGCACACAACAUCUAUGAGGCGCACAACAUCUAUGAGGCGCACAACAUCUAUGAGGCGCACAACAUGUAUGAGGCACACAACAUCUAUGAGGCACACAACAUCUAUGAGGCGCACAACAUCUAUGAGGCGCACAACAUCCAUGAGGCGCACAACAUCCAUGAGGCGCACAACAUCCAUGAGGCGCACAACAUCUAUGAGGCGCACAACAUCUAUGAGGCGCACAACAUCCAUGAGGCGCACAACAUCUAUGAGGCGCACAACAUGUAUGAGGCGCACAACAUCCAUGAGGCGCACAACAUCUAUGAGGCGCACAACAUCUAUGAGGCGCACAACAUCCAUGAGGCGCACAACAUCUAUGAGGCGCACAACAUUGAUGACGUGGCACGAGCUGCAGAGGCCCGCCUCUAG
Knipowitschia caucasica is the source of this 1932-nucleotide messenger RNA. Lineage: Eukaryota; Metazoa; Chordata; Actinopteri; Gobiiformes; Gobiidae. The record is from the annotation of a GenBank genome assembly.